Molecule: messenger RNA, 4209 nt
Organism: Pectinophora gossypiella (pink bollworm)
Lineage: Eukaryota; Metazoa; Arthropoda; Insecta; Lepidoptera; Gelechiidae
Gene: mirr
Product: homeobox protein caupolican
Exons: 5
Coding region: 362-1660 (432 amino acids)
Biological process (GO): regulation of transcription by RNA polymerase II; neuron differentiation; cell development
Cellular component (GO): nucleus
Molecular function (GO): DNA-binding transcription factor activity, RNA polymerase II-specific; RNA polymerase II cis-regulatory region sequence-specific DNA binding
Source: RefSeq, a predicted model, not a curated record
CGCCAAUUACUAUCACCUGGCGGGCAGCUACCGCAUUACCCACUGACGCCGCGCGCGCGACCACGCGCCCGCUGCUCCUCGCGGCCCGCUCCGCUUCUGUGACGCUCCGCUACCACCCGGCUCUGCACCGCAAUCGAUAUUCGCACGAGCGGCCGGCACCGGCACCCGUCGCGAGUGCAACCCCGACUAACCGCUCACAGCCUCCGCCGUCCGGUGUCCGUGUCCGGGAUGCACCGCCACUAGCUUGCUGUCAGGACAGUGCCAGCGAUCAUCAUCAUGCAACUGUGAAGUGUGUGCGGACAGUGACACAAACUUUAAAGACGUGAUUGUUUACAAAUUUACCAGAGUUCAACAGUGCAACAUGACGUCCCAAUUCGCCUUCCGAGGGUCUCCUCCAAAUCAGAGCACCAUAUCGACAGCCUCCAACAGUCCACCGCCGGCGCAGGCGGGGAUGAGCGGGGGUGCGAGCGGCGCCAGCGGCCCGGCCCGUCCGAGCUCGCCAGCGGCCGCCGCACCACGCUGCUGCGACACCGGCCGCCCUAUAUUCCAAGAUCCUAUUACUGGCCAGACUGUCUGCUCUUGCCAGUACGAGUUCCUCAACUACCAAAGGCUUGCGUCCGGCGUGCCACUGUCCAUGUACAGUGCACCCUACUCGGACGCAGCCGCAGCCACCGCAGCCGGGAUGGCUGCUUACUUCCCGGCACUGGCUGCUGAUCAGCCACCCUUUUACACCAAUGCUGCGGCAGGUAUAGAACUAAAGGAGAACCUGGCAGCUAGUGCAGCAAGUUGGCCUUACCCAUCAGUAUAUCAUCCUUACGACGCGGCCUUCGCUGGAUACCCCUUCAAUGGGUACGGAAUGGAUCUAAAUGGAGCAAGAAGAAAAAAUGCAACUCGGGAAACAACUAGUACAUUAAAAGCGUGGUUGAAUGAACACAAGAAGAAUCCUUAUCCAACAAAGGGUGAAAAAAUAAUGCUCGCAAUCAUAACGAAGAUGACGCUAACGCAAGUGUCGACAUGGUUUGCAAACGCACGUCGACGUCUUAAAAAGGAAAACAAAAUGACGUGGGAGCCUAGAAACAGGGUUGAUGAUGAUGACAAUAACAAUGACGAUGAUGACCACAAAAGUAAUGACGGAAAAGAUGCCUUAGAUGGAAAAGAUUCCGGUACGGGUUCAAGUGAAGACGGUGACAGACCGCAGCAAAGGUUAGAUUUAUUGGGUCAAAGAACUGAGUCCGAAUGGUCCGAGUCACGCGCCGAUAGCGGACCGGACUCACCUGAACCAUACGAAAGGCCUAUUCACCCUGCUUAUCAACAUUUACCGUCUCGAGCCCCUCCUGGUAGUACUCCAGCAUCAGCCAAACCAAGAAUAUGGUCCCUGGCUGACAUGGCAAGCAAAGAAGGUGACGCGCCUACGCCGCCUUCUUCGGCCUCAGCUUUCUACCAAUCCGCAGCAGCUGCGGCUGCCAGAUUGGCGCAUCCUUACGGAAGGCCAGACCUAUAUCGUGGCCUGUAUCCACCUACCCACCCUGCCGACGUAGCUCUGUUGGAGUAUUCACGUUCACUGGCAUUGGCAGCACCAGCGCCGGCUCCACCAGCACCUUCUCCGUCCUCAUCGUCGACCUCCUCACUUGCUGAUCCACCUCCCCCUUCCCGAGCUUGACCGCUAGCUCCUCGCCCGUCGCUGGCACAUCGACAAUAAAAGCGAUCUCGCCCAAGAGUGCCGCAAGGGCCUUCUCACGUGUAAAUAUCGAUUUUAGAAUAAAUGAAUAUGUAUACAUACGUAUAUAUACGUGAUAAUACAAAUAAUGUGCACCGGUAGAAAAGAUUAGAUUUGUGAUAGAGGACACUUGCGAGCGGCGUGAAGAUCGCCAGCCGCCGACCGCCACCCGUGAGGUUGACAACUCGCAAACGACGUCAGCGCGGUGCUGUGCCCGCGCCGCCGGCCGCGAGGCACGCACCCGCGCCGACCGACCGACAAUACUAGGUGCUAAAUCAAGUUGGACCUUGCGACAUGUUGCUGUAGUUAUUAUUGGAGGUGGUAAAAAAGUGAUUUAACUGAAAAAUAGGUAUUAUUAUGUUAUGUUUCUACUAAAUAAAGGGACUCUGUUUUAUACUAUUAUUUGUAGAGUGUAAAUUAUUACUUUCAAAAUAUUGUCUUUACACUUAUUUAGUGCCUAAUUACGUCCAACCUUCUAUUGUUUAAUAGUUUCUUAAAACACAUAACAAUCGAAUUCUAAUAUUUAUUGAUACGAGGUCAGUAGUGAUAGUUAUAACUUUUAUAGUAAGUUUUUUUUUAUAUUUACAAAAUACCAAUACAAUAUUUGUUGAGGUUUUUGAAAAAUCUGUAUAACUUAUUUCUAGUCAGAGGACUAUGAUUGUCUGUGUUAAGCAUUAAAUUAAAUUAUGUUAAAAUAAAUAAUUUUAAUUUUUCAAAGUACAUUUAUCAGUGAACAUCUAAUAGUAUUGUGGUUCGGUUACAGUUAGCAAACUCCUAUAAGAACAUAAAGAUGUUUCGUGAGUUUGUACAACUAAUGAUGUAAUAAUGAAUGACUACUACGGGAUCUUCCUCACGACGCGAUCAGAUAUCACAAGAGUGUGGUAAGGUAGGCAAUAAUACGCCACAUGUAACAUAAAGUUCCAUGUUUGUUAAUUUUUGACAACGUCAUAGCUCAUCAUUUCAUACAACGACCAUUCUUCAAAAUGAACAUUUUUACUUAUGCUGAAAUUCAGAUUUAGGUCUUUACUAUUUUAUUGUAUUACAGCUCGUUUCUAAUAUUUGGAGGAAAAAAGAUAUGGGCACUUGAAGUAGCGCUAUUAUGUACGAAAAUAGGCCCAGAACUGUAACACUUUUUUACUUAUACUGAAAAGUAAACCUUAUGAUCCUUAUCAUUUUAUAGUAUGACAUCUCGUUCAAAUACUUAUAUCGAGGAAAAAAGUUAUGGACACUAUACCUAUACUUAAAUUGUCCUUGUUUCGAUAUAGCAUGAAUUGCAUUGCGUCGUGAGGAAACUCGUUGCUUUUGACAUGGAGUUAUCUUUUAAAAACCACAUGAACAUCAACAGUAUCUGAAUUUAUUUUGUUUAGGUAGCUUAAAUUAUAUUAUAUACAAAUUAGAAAUUACUGCUGCAGUAGUCAUAAAUAAUAAAAAAAAAUAGAAAAAGAUACUCAACUCAAGGAUUGCCGUGUAAAAAUACUGCAUUUGAAUUUUGACAACCGAAAUAAAAGAGAAUAGUGAAAAUGUCUGACUGUACUAACCUACGCGAUACUUCACAUAAGUUACUUCUAAUCAUUUUAUUUCUUUAAUUUCCCAAAAUGCAGCAAAUGGCAAAACUGAAUGUUAUAAAUCUAAUAGGAAAGUUGAGAUGAGGGACCAAGGAUACCGAAAUUUUUGUACGAGAUACAAGUCGAAAGGCUUCUCAGGAAACCAUCAAGUCGACAAUUACUUUAUAGUAAAUGCUCCGAUGGUUUAGGUUGAUGUACAUUCAAGUUUUGCUUUCAAGAAACUUGUGGAGAAGUUCGCUUGAUGUGUAUUACAAUCAUCAUCCCUACACACUCAGCUUUGGUUAUUGAAAAUAUUCAUGAAUUGGUAUUUCUUGGAGUAAUUAAAUAAGUCUAAAAUGGCCUUGUAUAAUUGUAAUAAUGUUGAAGGAUUGUAUAGUUAUAUUCUUGAUUUGUUUUAAUUGUAACAUAUUUUUUUCAAUAUUGUAGAGACUGAAAGUCCAAAACUGAGUCUAUAGUUUUGUACAUAUGUCACCGUUGUAAGUAUAUAUUGUAAUUAUAACAUGAAUAUUUAAGCGAAGUGGCGCAAUAAAAUUUCUGUAUUAGCAGUACUUUCAAUGUAAAUAAAAUAUAUACGGAUGAAAGACGUCAUGUCAAGUGGUUCUGUAAACAACGAACAUUUAAAAAGUAUUCUAUAACUUAAAUUGCUUUCAACUGACAAAAUAAAGAUAUCAAUAGCUGAACGUGUAGAAGUACCUAUAGUAUACUUAUUAUUGUUACAUGAUUGUGUACUGUGAUUACUUUCCUUUUCUUUUUUGAGAAUAACUACCUUUUCUUGUGUAAUAAGUUAUAUACCUACGGUCUAAAGAGCUUGAGAUUAUUCAAUAUAAAUAAAACAUACCGAAGUUAAACAAGAGCACCUUGUAUUAAGUUAUGAUUUUACUACAUACAAACGUCUUUUAACCGUUACCCAGAAAGGUGUGUGAAUAG